UUUAAAACAUGCAUUGUCCAAUUGUAUAAUGUAGCUAACUUUACACAUACGCCGAUGACUCUUCCGCCGCCGAGACCUUCAUUCGCCGUCUCCGCCGCAAAUACAAUUCUAGAGAAACUCUCAUUCUGCAAAUCACUCAACCACAUCAAGCAACUCCAUGCUCACAUCCUUCGUACAGUGAUCAACCACAAACUCAACUCCUUUCUCUUUAAUCUCUCCUUCUCUUCUUCCUCUAUCAAUCUCAGCUACGCUCUCAAUCUCUUCUCAUCUAUUAGCCCUCUACCGGAAUCCAUUGUCUUCAAUUCUCUUCUCCGGGAUCUCUCUCGUUCCGGUGAACCUAGAGCAACGAUUCUGUUCUAUCAGAGGAUUAGACAUGUUGGUGGUCGUUUUGAUCGAAUCAGUUUCCCUCCGAUUCUUAAAGCGGUUUCGAAAGUCUCGGCCUUGUUCGAGGGAAUGGAGCUUCACGGCUUUGCGUUCAAGAUUGCGACUUUGUCUGACCCUUUUGUUGAGACUGGUCUUAUGGAUAUGUAUGCGGCUUGUGGUAGAAUUAAUUACGCACGCAAUGUGUUCGACGAAAUGUCGCAAAGAGAUGUUGUUACGUGGAAUACUAUGAUUGAGAGGUAUUGCCGAUUCGGUCUUUUAGAUGAAGCAUUUAAGCUUUUUGAGGAGAUGAAGGAUUCUAAUGUGAUGCCAGAUGAGAUGAUUCUAUGUAACAUUGUCUCUGCAUGUGGUCGUACUGGAAAUAUGAGAUAUAACAGAGCGAUUUACGAUUUUUUGAUAGAGAAUGAUGUUAGGAUGGAUACUCAUUUGUUGACUGCUCUUGUUACUAUGUAUGCUGGAGCUGGCUGUAUGGAUAUGGCAAUGGAGUUUUUUAGGAAGAUGUCAGUGAGAAAUUUGUUUGUUUCGACUGCCAUGGUUUCUGGGUAUUCAAAAGCUGGGAGACUCGAUGAUGCUCGGGUUAUAUUUGACCAAACGGAAAUGAAAGAUUUGGUCUGUUGGACCACAAUGAUUUCGGCUUAUGCUGAAAGUGAUCAUCCUCAAGAAGCUUUGAGAGUUUUUGAGGAAAUGUGUUGCUCUGGGAUCAAACCUGAUGUGGUUACCAUGUUGAGUGUUAUAUCAGCUUGUGUGAACCUUGGUACUCUGGAUAAAGCGAAAUGGGUUCACCGUUACACUCAUCUUAACGGGUUGGAGUCAGUGUUGCCAAUAGAUAAUGCCCUCAUUAACAUGUAUGCGAAAUGUGGAGGUUUGGAUGCAGCAAGAGACGUGUUUGAGAAGAUGCCAACGAGGAAUGUAGUAUCGUGGAGCUCUAUGAUCAAUGCCUUUGCUAUGCAUGGGGAAGCCAGUGAUUCGCUUAGCUUAUUCGCCCAAAUGAAACAGGAGAAUGUCGAGCCCAAUGAAGUUACUUUUGUGGGAGUGCUCUAUGGUUGUAGCCACUCAGGACUAGUUGAAGAAGGUAAAAAGAUCUUUGCAUCAAUGACUGAUGAAUACAACAUUACUCCAAAAAUUGAGCAUUAUGGAUGCAUGGUGGAUCUCUUUGGCCGAGCUAAUCUCUUACGAGAAGCUCUUGAGGUUAUUGAAUCAAUGCCAAUGGCGCCUAAUGUAGUCAUAUGGGGAUCACUGAUGUCAGCUUGUAGGGUCCACGGUGAGCUUGAGUUAGGCGAAUUAGCAGCCAAACGUAUCCUCAAACUGGAGCCUGAUCAUGACGGGGCUCUUGUGUUGAUGUCCAAUAUAUAUGCUAGAGAAUAUAGAUGGGACUACGUAAGGAUCAUAAGAUGGAUAAUGGAGAAAAAGAAGGUGUUCAAGGAGAAAGGUCUUAGCCGAAUUGACCUAAACGGGAAAUCGCACGAGUUUCUCAUUGGUGACAAGAGGCAUAAGCAAUCAAAUGAGAUUUAUACGAAGCUAUACGAGGUUGUAAGUAAACUGAAGCUAGCCGGUUACGUUCCAGAUGGUGGUAGCGUUUUGGUGGAUGUAGAGGAGGAAGAAAAGAAGGAUCUGGUUCUAUGGCAUAGCGAAAAGCUUGCGCUCUGCUUCGGUCUGAUGAAUAAGGAAAAAGAAGAAGAGAAAGGCUCGUGCGGUGUUAUUAGAAUAGUGAAGAAUCUGAGGGUGUGUGAGGAUUGUCACGCGUUCUUCAAGCUGGUCUCUAAAGUGUAUGAACUGGAGAUCAUAGUGAGAGAUCGAACUAGGUUUCACCGUUAUAAAGACGGUCUGUGUUCUUGCAGAGAUUACUGGUGAGUAUAUUAUAUAGAAACAAUUUACGGUUCCAACCAA
Arabidopsis lyrata subsp. lyrata is the source of this 2268-nucleotide messenger RNA. RefSeq names its product pentatricopeptide repeat-containing protein At4g14820. The transcript is spliced from 2 exons. The record is from RefSeq and is a predicted model, not a curated record. The coding region runs from base 55 to 2232 and encodes 725 amino acids. Gene Ontology annotation, molecular function: protein binding; RNA binding; zinc ion binding. Lineage: Eukaryota; Viridiplantae; Streptophyta; Magnoliopsida; Brassicales; Brassicaceae. Gene Ontology annotation, biological process: RNA modification.